CUCCCGCCCGAGCGACCUCUCCCACCUCCCCGCUCCUCAUAGCUGAGGUACCGCCGGCCCUGGAUCGUGGUGGCGGGAUGAGGUCCCGGCGGAGCGGGCCGGCGGCGGCCUGCCCCUCUGUGUCCGUGGUGUUCCCGGGCGCGGUGAGCCGGGAGAGCUGCUGCCGCUUCGCCUGCGAGCUCCUCAAGCACGUCCUGCACCAGCGGCACCAGCUCCCCCUGCCCUACGAGCAGCUCGCCUACUUCUGCCGGCGGGCGGCGCAGGAUGGAGAUGUGAUUAAGAAGCCACCCUCCAUGGACCUGGCAAGCAAGAAGUGCCAGCAGGUGCUGAUGGAGCUGGAGGGAGUGCUCCAACACUUGGAAGUGAUGUUUAGUUUGACACUGGUUCCUCGGGUUCUUAUUCUACUUGGAGGCAAUGUCAUGAGCCCCAAGGAGCUCUAUGAGCUCAACUUGGAGGGUAUCUGUGAGGGCAGUGCCGAGGAGAGCCUGAAAACUGCAUCCUGUGUUCGCAAGCUCUUUCACUCACUCUUCGUUGCAGAUGUCUUCAGUGAACUUAAGGCUCUCCCUGUCAUGGGCACUGUUGUUAUGCUCCAAGGACACCGCGAUUGUGGUGUUGAUUGGUUCCGGCCCAAGCUCAACUAUAAAGUGCCGACCCGAGGGAGGAAACUAACUGUUAACUUGUCCUGUGAUGGAGACAUCAACAUAAGUGCCUCACCUCCUCAGCAUAUGACUUCUACUUGGGAGGACUACGUAUGGUUUCAAGCACCCGUGACGCUCAAAGGCUUUCAUGAAUGACCUGUGCUCUGUAGAACUUUAAUGGAAUAUUGAAUAACCUUUGGUGCUGCUUUAAGUGAUGAUAAUUUUAUCAAAUGUAACCGCAUAUUCUUGUCUGUCUGGAUCUCUUCUCCAGGGCAUCUACUACCUUCCUAUAGCUUGACUAUGUUCAUCUGUCUUCAUCUCCUGGAUUGUUGUUGGAAGCAAAUACCCUUUAAGGCACAGUUGCACACAGAUACAGUGAUUCUUUAGGGACCUGAGUUGUGGCACAGGAGAUGAAUUAGUGAGUUGGGAGUGAAACUUUCCUGCCACAUACUUACUGAACUGGCAAAUACUGGAUACAGUCUUCUCUGUCCUGAGUUUUAAUGCGGCCAUUUCUCUGGUAAUAAUGACUACAUUAUCUGAUUGUUUGGGACUCUAGAUAAUGUACGUGAUUAUUAAUACACUUGGCCUUUACUAUAAAGGCCAUAACCAUUCUUACCUACCCUAUUCCUGUAAAAUGAGACCUUUCCCUGCAGUCUGAUCAGGCUUGAGUACUCAAGUGUUUGCCCAUCUAUUUGAUAAAAUUAGACUUCCCCAUAACUCAAUUUCAGUUACUUAAGAAUCCAAAGAGUGGGACUUCUCAGGAAUUGGGAGGUCUUGUACCUAGCACGGUCUUGUACUGGUGAUGAAAAGAGGUUGAGCAGUCCUGUGGAGGCAGGGAAGGACAUCUUUCUACUUUUUUUACUAACUUUUAGUCCAACAGCCCUGACAAUCAGUUAGAUAUACAGUUAAAAUUAAAAGUAAGCAGUUUCUGCUCUAACCCUCUUCAGAGGAAGUUAGGACUCCUGCCCCAAUAUGCUAGCUUAUUCUCACUUAAAACAACAACAAAGUUAAUUUCUUGCUUACUUUUACCUCUUAGAAGUCUUAGACUCUAAACAUUUCUGAAAUGUGAAGAAGAGGUGAGGGGAGUGUGAUCAAGUUCAGCACUGUCUUUACCUGUCAAAUUCCUGUUCUAAGUUAGAAUGUAUUACUUGGAAACAGAACUUGAGCCCUUUCUUCUGGCCUGGUGUCUAGUGCAGAAUGGGACAGGGAGGGAGGGAGAGAAACCCUUAGAGCACAGUCUGUCAGAACUAGGUAUCUGCUGGAGUUGUCUUCAGUCAGCUGGGUACAUAUCUGUAAAGUAAUGAGCUUAAUAGCUCCAGAUAGCUCUAUCCCAUUUGACAAGAAGCUCGAGCCUACCGGUAGCGAGGUUGCUUGCAGUUUCUUACUAGCAAAAAUUGCACGAUGGGGUGGUAAAAAUCCUUUGAAAGGAGGGUAAAGGUUGAAGUAACCCUCUACACUUGGUGCAUAUUUUAACUUUGAUCUUUUGGAAUGGAAUUAUAGAACUAGGAGGAAAUUAAGUUGGUAUUUUUGAGCUUGGAGUACACUAGGAGUGCUGUCUCUGCCUUAUUAUCCAUUAACAACUGUUUACAAUGUGUAGUAACUGCUAAAGCUAGCUCAAGGGGAAAAACUGCUAGAAUGAAGAAAGCUGCCUUAUGUGUAGCUGCCCACUUGAAUAUGUAUUCGCAGGCCUCUUGAAUGAAAUAUAACUUGAAUGUAGGAAUGUUUGUGCUCAGGAGGUCAAAACCUUUUACACUUCCACCAAAGCUGCUUGUAAUGCAUAUUUAAGAAUGCUAGCACUCAAGUAUUUAAAGAAGCUUUUGAACAGAAGCCUUAGUUCUGAGGAACAAGGGGCCAGUUCUUUUCUACUCUCUUUCCCCAAAUGAGUGCAAUGUUACUGCAUUAAACUGUUUACAUAUUCAUUUAUACUUGAACUAUGAAUGCAGCAAUGAGAUGGUGCCGGGAAUGAAAGAAGACAAGAUGCUUUUUUUUUUUUUCUUAUGAAGAGCUUUAGAGCUUGAUUAACAAGUUUAGUGCUAUAAUCAUUAUCAAAAUAAAAUGCUGGCUUCUGUAUGUGA
Molecule: messenger RNA, 2713 nt
Organism: Gymnogyps californianus (California condor)
Lineage: Eukaryota; Metazoa; Chordata; Aves; Accipitriformes; Cathartidae
Gene: MAD2L1BP
Product: MAD2L1 binding protein
Exons: 2
Coding region: 78-794 (238 amino acids)
Biological process (GO): regulation of exit from mitosis
Cellular component (GO): nucleus
Source: RefSeq, a predicted model, not a curated record